Electrophorus electricus (electric eel) is the source of this 471-nucleotide messenger RNA. Lineage: Eukaryota; Metazoa; Chordata; Actinopteri; Gymnotiformes; Gymnotidae. The record is from RefSeq and is a predicted model, not a curated record.
AUGCUGGACCCAUCCUCCAGUGAAGAAUCCGGAGGUGAACUUCCUCCUGAGAAUGAACCACCAGUCAAAACUGAAAAACCCUCUAAAAAGCUCCCUAGGUCUGAAAAAACCCCAGGAGCUCCGCGUACACAAAACAAGAAACCACCAUCUCCAUCUCCUGAUGAGAACAAAAAUGAACAGGAAAGACUUCAGAAAGAAGAAUCGGAGAGGAAAAUCAAACUACAGAUUUACGUGUUUGUGCUCCGGUGCAUAGCAUAUCCUUUUAAUGCCAAACAACCAACGGAUAUGGCACGACGACAGCAAAAGAUCAACAGGCAGCAGCUGCAGGCAGUGAAGGAACGUUUCCAGGCAUUCCUGAGAGGAGACACACAGAUCGUAGCUGAUGAGGCAUUCUGCAAUGCUGUGCGGAGUUACUAUGAGGCAAGGCUUUCUUAUUUUAAGCACUUGGUUCUUCUGGAAAUGCCUAAUUAA